ACGCCUUCUCUCUCUUUACUCAUCUUUUGUUGGGUCCCUCAUUUCUCUCUCUCCAUCUCUCUAUAUCUAACUCGGAGCUCGGUCAAAGCAAAGCGCAGCUCUCAAAACUAAACCAAUCCCUCUUCUCUCUUUUCUGUGUUUUUGUUUCUGUAGUUGCUGUCGCCAUGUCCGAGUCAGAUUCCUUGAACGAUGCCGCUUACUGGUCACCUUAUAAGUUUGAAGAUGUUCUUGUUGUGAAGAAAGGUUAUGUGAAGAGUGAUGAUGAGAUGAAGAAGUCCAGUGAUCUCAGCUUUCCUUCUGAGUUUCCAUACGAGUUUGACUCGCUCGAUUCGGCUCUCUGUUCUCCGGUGGAGUCAGAGAAUGGUUGGACUGAGACAGAAACCACCAGCGACGAGGAGGACUUCCUUACCGGGUUAACUCGCCGUCUUACACAGUCCUCAACUCAGAAAUUCGCUGCCAAUGGUUUUACUAAAGACAAACCUGAGAGCUGGGUUAUGGCCGGGUCACCCGAGUCGUCUUUGAGUGGAAUAGGGAGCUGGUCAGUCUCAAGCGGAGGCAGCCCAAACGGUUCCUCCUCACUUGUAUCUUCUCCUCCGACGACGCCGUUUGGUGAUGAAAACAACACGUGGGACCUUAUCUCUGCUGCCGCAGGCCAAGUUGCGAGGUUGAAGAUGAGCAACGAAGACUUUAAAUGCAACUACAACAACCGCGGCCGAGGCCUUAUUGCUCCUCCCAAGGCCACUACAAGUCCCCUGCAAGUUAUUGAAAAUCCCAAUUUUGGCUUAUAUUCAAGCCAAUAUGUUAAUUUCACCCCCCUUCAAACAAAUCAGUAUCAGAUGUUGAGCCCUCAAAAUGGUGGUUUAAACGGUGUGAAUGUGAUACGGGGACGGCAGCAACAAGUGAGGUUAACUCAGCCACAGCCACAACUGAUCCAGAGUAAAGCCAGAAGUGUUGUUUAUGAAAAUGGGAGAUGUGGGCGUCCUAUUGGGCUAUGUCAAGCUGCCUGGCCGCCUCUGCAGGUUCAGCAACGUCAACAACACUCUGCUUCCGGCAUGAAAGCUGUGUUUUUGGGUGGAUCUGGUGGCGUUAAAAGAGAAUGUGCUGGUACUGGUGUGUUCUUGCCGCGGAGAUUUGGGUCUAACCCUCUUGAUUCUCCCAAAAAACCAAGUUCUACUGUUUUAGUUCCAGCUAAGGUUGUUCAGGCUUUGAAUCAGAGUUUCGAAAACAUGAAUGGGAAUAAUACUCAUGCCCAGCACCGAUUUAAUACAGCUUUUGGUCCACAGUAUGAUGCUUUAAUGGCGAGAAGGACUUUGCUUUUGUCACUUAAAAAGCAACGAAGCUUAAGACCUGAAGCUGCUCCUCCACUAAAUCAUGAAAUACAUCUUCCUCAGGAGUGGACAUAUUGAAAGAAGGAGAUGAACACAUUAGUCUCAGCCAUUUUCAAGCUUAUUUUGUUGGAAAAAGAUUGAAAAAAAAAAAGUAUAAAGGAAGUGAUUUCUGAUAGAAGAAAUAUGGGAUUAUGGUUUUUGUAAGAGAAGAAUUAAGAAUGCGAGUGUAGUCAGUAGAAGAACAAUAAUUAAUAUAAUUGUAUUGCAGGUUUUGUGGAGUAGAUUUAGAUGAGUCAAGAACAAAUUGUAGCAAGGGAAGAGGGUUUUUUCUUCAAUUUUCAGCUGUAAUAAGUGGAUUUCAUCUUCUGGGUUUGAUGUAUUUGGCCUUGAAAUCUCAUCUUUUGGUUGCAGAAAAAGUGGAAUCCACAUCCCUCUUUGUUGUAAUAUCAAUAUUUUAAUAAGAAAUAUUUAUAUUAUUUUGUUUAUCAUAA
This is a messenger RNA of Mangifera indica (mango), 1819 nucleotides long. RefSeq lists its product as uncharacterized. Lineage: Eukaryota; Viridiplantae; Streptophyta; Magnoliopsida; Sapindales; Anacardiaceae. The record is from RefSeq and is a predicted model, not a curated record. The coding region runs from base 165 to 1406 and encodes 413 amino acids. The transcript is spliced from 5 exons.